GGCACAGCAUGCAGCACGGCUCCCCGGCACGGGCGGCGGCUGACAGGAUGGACGUGAGAGGAGGUAGGGACGGCACAGCCAUGGACGGGGUCGGCGCACCACCAGUCAGACCAGCGUCUCUGUGGACUGAGCGGACUGCUGACCGGGCUCAUCUCUCGUGCCGCCGCGGGCCGCAGUGCAGUGACUGGCGCGGAGGGCCGUUUUGCCGUUAGCCCCUCGCCGCCUCCCGCUCCGUUCGGCAGUGCUCAGAUGCAGCGGUCACGCAGUCCGAUCACCAGUCCGCGGUCCGCGGCCACCCAGUGCCCGAGCCUGACUACAGAACGCCGCAUUUGUGGUCUGCGGCGACCGGCCAGGACAGUCAGGACAGGAGCAGUGCAGUGACCGGCCAGGACAGUCUGUAGUGCAGUGCAGUGACCGGCCAGGACAGUCUGUAGUGCAGUGCAGUGAACGGGCAAGACAGUCUGUAGAGCAGCAGUGACCGGUCGGUGUGGCAGCCGGCAGUGCAGUGCAGUGCAGUGCAGUGACCGGUCGGUGUGACAGCCAGCAGUGCAGUGCAGUGCAGUGAAUGGUCGGUGUGGCAGCCGGCCAGCAGCAGCAGUCACAGUCGGCCGGUGUGCUGAGCUGAACCCACAAUGAGGACACCGCUGAUCCCCGUGGUCCUCCUCUCUCUGCUGGUGGCCGGAUAUCGGGUGACAGCGACUGUGGCCAGUGACCGGUCCCCGGCGGCCAGUGGCCGGUCCCCGGCGGGCAGUGACCGGUCCCCGGCGGCCAGUGACCGGUCCCCGGCGGCCGACGCGGCGGCGCUGCACCAGCUGGCCGCCCUGCUCAGUCCCGCGCACGUCUCCGCCUCCUGCCCCCGCAUCCUCACCUUCGGCGGCAACUGCGAGUGCAACUACCGCGAGCCGGCCAGCGGCCGAGACGCCGACAUCCGGUUCGACAUGCACCUGUACGGCCAGCGGCGCGUCUGUAUCGGCGCCGGCUACCUGGGCGCUCCCGGCCGGCCGUGCCGCGUGCUCUCCGUGCAGCGCGGCCGCUUCAACGGCGACCCGGGGGCGCUGGCCCGGCAGCUGGCCGAGUUCGGCUGCGCCGCCGGCGGCCACCGCACGCUGUACACGGAGAGCGCGGCGGCGGCGCGGCGCUUCUCGCUGCGCCGCCAGCUGCAGCAGCUGGGCGGCUCCCGGCUGGACCUGCUGGACGUCUCGGUGCCCGGCAGAGACGCCGACGUGCUCUGGGACCUGCUGCGGCCCGGCGCCAAGGUCUCCGCCGACCAGGUGGCGCUCACCGUCGUGCUCGACGAGAACGCCGUCCUCGGCGAGGAGGCGGCGCGCUCGUCAUUCAGCCCGGCCGUGGCCAGGGGCUACCUGAAGAUGCUGACGCGCCUGGAGGCGCUCGGCUAUCGCCUGCUCUCCUUCAAGCCGCACCCCUCGUGUGUGGAGUCGGUGCGCCGGGAGCUCGACAUCUGCCUGCCCAUCCUCUCCAACACUGUCUGGAUCAAAUAGCGCUGUGAAUAAAGGGCGUGCUUGUC
This is a messenger RNA of Amphibalanus amphitrite, 1525 nucleotides long. RefSeq lists its product as uncharacterized. Lineage: Eukaryota; Metazoa; Arthropoda; Thecostraca; Balanomorpha; Balanidae. Bases 633 to 1499 code for a protein of 288 amino acids. The transcript is spliced from 2 exons. The record is from RefSeq and is a predicted model, not a curated record.